GCCCUCUCGACGAUAUAUAAACCCGGUCGAUCGAGGACCAGACAACAGACAUCUCUUCGCAGUCUCUGAGGACACUUGCAGCCGCCCAAGAGAAGCCACCAUGAACUCCCGCGCCCUCGUCGCCCUGCUCCUGUGCGGUCUCCUGGCCACCACGGAGUCCACCAUCAUCGUGGCCGCAGGAACCACCGCCGCCACAGCAGCCGCAGCGGGCCUGGCCUGGCUGGGCCUCGGCGCCCUGGCCGUGGUCAAGGGCGCUCUCAUCGGCACCGCCGUCGCCAGGGGGAAGAGGGACGUCAGCCAGGAGGAGCAGGCGCAGUCCAUUGAGGUGGCUCUCGACGUAGCUCAGCAGAUCGACACAGCUGGCUGCGUGGCCAAGCUGCUGUGCGAGCUCGAGGCCAUGCCCGCCGACCAGCUCUCCCCCGCCAUGGCCGCCCUCAAGGCCGCCUUCGGCAACCCCGAGAGCGUCAACUUCCACAAGCUGAGGACCUCCCGCGGCGUGUACGACCUGGCCGCCACCUUCGGCGCCAAGGUGGCCAAGAACGACCCGAAGGCGUGCGACCGCCUCUUCGAGUCGUGCCCGCUGCCCGGCGACGAGCUCUUCUUCAUGCUGGAGACCGUGCUGGCCUGCUAGGCGGAACUGGCGGCCGGCGAGGCGUAGGAUAAGCGGCGCGGCCUCCGUCUGCGUGGGGCGCUCGGGUGCGGGUUAGCUGUCAGGGCCUUGACUGGAACCUCGCACUCGAGCUCCUGUCCUUCUGGUCGGGAUGUCUGACCACUUCGAAAAUAGCUUUAAGUUCUUUGCUCAAAUAUACAGAAAAUAAUUAAGAAU
Messenger RNA from Penaeus vannamei (Pacific white shrimp), 826 nucleotides. RefSeq lists its product as uncharacterized. NCBI's taxonomy places the organism in Eukaryota, Metazoa, Arthropoda, Malacostraca, Decapoda, Penaeidae. The record is from RefSeq and is a predicted model, not a curated record.